This is a messenger RNA of Danio aesculapii, 4349 nucleotides long. Its product is annotated as gastrula zinc finger protein XlCGF57.1-like. Lineage: Eukaryota; Metazoa; Chordata; Actinopteri; Cypriniformes; Danionidae. The record is from RefSeq and is a predicted model, not a curated record. Gene Ontology annotation, molecular function: RNA polymerase II cis-regulatory region sequence-specific DNA binding; DNA-binding transcription factor activity, RNA polymerase II-specific. Gene Ontology annotation, biological process: regulation of transcription by RNA polymerase II. Gene Ontology annotation, cellular component: PcG protein complex; transcription regulator complex. Bases 95 to 1780 code for a protein of 561 amino acids. The transcript has 3 exons.
GACCGCGCCGCGCUGCCGCGUUUGAGGUAAACAAAAGGUGUAAAGUGUCUAAACACAAAAGAACUGCUCUUUAUUAUCAUCUACCAUUAUAAAGAUGGCGUUUAUCAAAGAGGAGAGUGAAGAUCUGAGGAUUACAGAAGUGUUCACACUGAAACGUGAAGAUCCUGAGGAGCAAACAGGGGUGAUGGUGCUGAAAGAAGAAACUCGGGAACUGAAUGAAAUGGAUGAGAAAGAUCAGAAAUCCCUAGUUAUAAUGCCUGACGAAAACCCCCCAGUGACAAAAAGCACUUCAUGUGAAACAGCUGAGAAAAGCAAAUGUACCUGUUCUCAGUGUGGAAAAAGUUUUAGUCAAAAGCAAAGCCUUAAAAUUCACAUGAGAACUCACACCGGAGAGAACCUGUACACAUGUGAUCAGUGUGGCAAAAUUUUCAAUACAAAAGCAAGAUUUGAAAAGCACAUGAGAACUCACACCGGAGAGAAGCCUUACUCGUGUGCUGAAUGCGGAAAGAGAUUCAGUCAAAAACACUGCCUUGAGGUGCACACGAGAGUUCACACUGGGGAGAAGCCUUUUGCCUGUCAGUAUUGUGGAAAGAGAUUCAGCCAGUCACAAAAUCUGAAAGUUCACAUUAUUGUUCACACUGGAGAGAAGCCGCACACCUGCCAAAAGUGUGGAAAGAGUUUUUCAAAAAAGCAUUUGCUCAGGUCUCACAUGAUCCGUCACACUGGAAAGAAACCGUUCACGUGUGGUCAGUGUGAAAAGAGUUUUAUACGUAAAGAUUACCUUAGCCAGCACAUGAAGAUUCAUACAAAAGAGGACUCUUUUACAUGUUUUCAGUGCGGAAAGAGUUUUAUACGUAAGGAUUACCUCAGCCAGCACAUGAAGAUUCAUACAAAAGAGGAGUCUUUUGUAUGUGUUCAGUGUGGAAAGAGUUUCAGUAGCAAAGCUGGUUUUGAAAAGCACACGAGAGUUCACACCAAAGAGAAGCCUUACUCUUGUACAGGGUGUGGAAAGAGUUUCAGUCAAAGGCAAAACCUUAGGGUGCACAUGAGAAUUCACACUGGAGAGAAGCCUUUUGCCUGUGAGUAUUGUGAAAAGAAAUUCAGCCUAUCACAAACCCUUAAAUAUCACAUUACCGUUCACACUGGAGAGAAGCCUUACACUUGCUCUCAAUGUGGAAAGAGUUUCACACAGAAAAACGAACUGAGACACCACAUGAAGAUUCACAGUGAAGAGAAGCGAUUCACUUGCACACAGUGUGGUAAAAACUUGAAACGUAAAAACUCCCUCAUUUGCCACAUGAGGACUCACACUGGAGAGAAGCCGUUCACGUGUGUUCAGUGUGGAAAGAGUUUCUCAAAGGAGUUUCACCUUCGGUGUCACAUUAUCGGUCACUCUGGAGAGAAACCGUUCGCAUGUGAUCACUGCGGAAAGAGUUUUGUGCGUAAGGAUCACUUUGACAAGCACACAAAGACUCACACAAAAGAGAAAUCUUUCAUAUGUGAUCAGUGCGGAAAAAGUUUUAUACGUAAAGACUACCUCAACCUGCACAAGAAGAUUCACACUAGAGAGAAGUCUUUUAUCUGUGAUCAGUGUGGCAAGACUUUUAUACGUAAAGAUUACCUUGCCCAGCACAUGAAGAUUCACACGAAAGAGAUUGCAUGUCAUCAGUGUGGAAAGAGUUUCACCCAGAAAAGGAGCCUCAAAUUACAUAUUGCCAGACAUUCAACUGAACUCUGUAAGUCUGGCCACAAUAACAAUCCUCUAGAUUUGCCUAAGUGAGCGUUUCUCUUUCGUCCUGCAGAUUAAUCCAGAAACAGCUUCUGCGCAUCUCUAUGUUUACAUUAUGGUUGUUUACUCCACUGAAAUUCCUGAAAAGACUUGGCCUGUGUUCAAAAUUGCCUUCCCUCCAUACCCCUUAAAUAGGGGACAAUUUGAGAAAGCAGCCAUCUCUAGUGGCGUUCGAAAUUCUAAUUGGCUCACUCAUUUUCAUUCACUCCUUCAAGUGGACGUAUGUCAGGAAUAGUGAAUGCAGAUACAGGGGGUUAUUUUGAGAUGUGGUUGUCAUGGAGGAAUGGAGAGCAUGAGAUUCCUGAAAGACCCCAGUGACAGAUGAGUCUCCACACUGAUCUCGUGGGCUAGACUCUAUACCAGCUGGCUUCUCCACAUUGGACAUCAAGGGUUCUUCAGCCUCCAGCACCUAGACAACAGCUCUGCACAGAAAGUUUAGCCAGAGGUGGUCGAAAUGGUCAUGCCCAACUGAGCCUGGUUUCUCUCGAGUUUUUUUUUUUUUACCUUUCGUCAGCUGGUGAAGUUUGUUCCUCGCUUGCUUGGUUUGGGAUUUGUGGAGCAGCGCAUUGACAGAUUUGCUCUUUUGUCAGUGACUUUCAACAGUGAAAAUUAAACCACACUGAACUAAACUGAACUUCAACUCUGAAAACUGGACUGACGCAGUUUCAGUUUACUAGAACUUCUAUGUUAAGCUGCUUUGACGCAAUCUACGUUGUAAAAGUGCUAUAGAAAUAAAGAUGAAUUGAAUUAAAAAAUUUAGAUAGGUUGAUUUAAGUAAUGCAAAACAAGACUAUCAUUGCAGCACAUAAUUGGAUGCCAGUUAUUUAGGUUCACCUGGAAUUUGUGUUGUUUACAGUGUAUAUAUUUAUUAGGGCAGUCAAAUGAUUCAUUGCAAGCAAAAAAGUUUGUACAUGCCCAAAUGUGUUGUGAAUAGCAGACAUGGUGGCUCAAAAAGACCACAUAAAACAGAAAUUAUUUAGUCCUGUUGAGUUGAGGAUAGCAGAUCUGCAAAAGGACCCUCAAAGACAAAUAAAAUGAGCAAAUUGUAAGUAGGAGUGCCUGAUGUCGAGGGUAGAAGAUUCUGAAUCAACAACCUUUUGAUAACAGGUUGAUUUAAUCCCCAAUGCAAUAAUUCUUUACCUCGGCUCUUUGUGUCUGGAACCAAAGUGUGAACUCCCUGGGACAUCAAGGCCACCAAACCAGUUCCAAACAACACCAAGGACAAAGAAAGCAUUUUUGCUUUAUAUCACAAAAUACCAAGAAACAUACACUACACACAGUAUAUUCAUCCAGGGAAAUGUGCACCCACAGUAGAAAUACCUUCUGGAAUAAUAACCAACAUGAUCUCGGCUACUGACACACUGACCAGUUACCUCAACCAGUUCAGGAGUACCAAGUACAUCACAAGAACUUUGAAAAGGGUGUUAAAAAGAAAUGAGCUGAACCAAGAUCCUACAGACAUUGUUUUAUUUAACUGUGUAUUUUGGGAUAAAACAACAAGCUUCAUGUAGUGGAAUGGUGGGAUUUGAUGGGCAUACACCUGAAGAGAAAGGUUUGCUGAUCAGUCUCUAUUUUUAGGAAGGAAUAAAAGCUUCACUUUGUGGACACUGUUCUGAUCUGAGUUCCUGCGUGUCGUGGAAAGAGACAACCGCUUGUAAAUUUGCCCAGCACAGUUCUUUAGUUGCACACUUCUUUUGCCUUCAAUUCAAGUUACGGGCACCAUCUCUUAGAUCCCAAAGACACUGUUUUAUUUAACUGUAUUUUAGAAAAAGGCAACAAGCUCCGCACAAUGGAAUGGUGGGAUGUGAUGGCAUACACCUGAAGAGCAAUGACCCAAUCAUACCUCUACAUUUUGAAAGGCGGUAAUCAAUCCCUCCUGCAGCAGGAAGAAAUAAGUUACAUAAGAUUCAAGUUACGCACACCAGUGUCUGACCUUCAAGACUUCUGCAAGUGCACUCUUGCCAACAAGAAUCUGUGCCUUCCAUCAUCUGACCUAUGGUUUUCUGGAUAACAAAAAGAUCUUCAGUGACACAACAAUGCAGCAAUGACAGCGCACGCUUUUUUCACUAAAGCAACCAAGAUGUUCAGUGUAGAGGACACACUAUCACAAGACUGAUCACCUGACUAGUUGGAAAAAUAAGCUAAUCACAUCUCUUUUUAAUGACCCUGACGUUAGAUUUUGAUUAUUUAAGAUUGUUUCUUGUUCAGAGACUUAAUUUACGGUCAGUUCAUAACAGGUAGAGCUCACAUAUGUGAGGCUAGCUAUAACGACAACAAAUGCAGAGUUACUAUCCACCCCAAUGCAAUUUCCUUUCAGAACUGCCAAAAAUAAAAUAAUCUCAGUCCUUCGUCCUAGCCCACAAUGUCAGUAAUUUGACUUGAGAUCAGUUAAGGGAGUUGGUGUUAGUUUGUAGUUAUUCCUGAUUGUGAAUAUUUAGUAGUUUAGUAAUUUUGCAUAAGUAGUGUGCGUCUGUUACUUUUGCUUUUAUGUCUUUUAGCCAAUAAAUUAAUUUUUAUUGCAACUGUAUUCUUUUUGUGUUGACGAGGCUAUCCAAAGAGU